Messenger RNA from Camelina sativa (false flax), 1436 nucleotides. RefSeq names its product BES1/BZR1 homolog protein 2. Lineage: Eukaryota; Viridiplantae; Streptophyta; Magnoliopsida; Brassicales; Brassicaceae. Gene Ontology annotation, molecular function: DNA-binding transcription factor activity. The record is from RefSeq and is a predicted model, not a curated record. Gene Ontology annotation, biological process: brassinosteroid mediated signaling pathway; DNA-templated transcription.
AAAAGCUUUCUUCUUCUUCAUCUCUGUAUCUCUCUCACGCUCUCUCUCUCCCUCGUGCGCUACUCUGACAAAGACUUCAGAGAGAGAUUCUCAGAUAACUUUUUAUUUUCAAUGGCCGCCGGAGGAAUAGGAGGAGUAGAUGGAGGAGGAGGAGGAGGAGGAGGAGGAUCUUCAGGACGAACUCCGACGUGGAAAGAGAGAGAGAACAAUAAGAAGAGAGAAAGGAGGAGAAGAGCUAUCACUGCUAAGAUUUACUCUGGUCUUAGAGCUCAAGGUAACUAUAAGCUUCCUAAACACUGCGAUAACAACGAGGUUCUUAAAGCUCUUUGUCUCGAAGCUGGUUGGAUCGUUGAAGACGACGGCACCACUUAUCGCAAGGGUUUUAAGCCACCAGCAGCAGCAUCAGAUAUGUCAGGGACACCUACAAACUUGAGCACAAAUUCAUCAAUCCAACCAAGUCCACAAUCAUCAGCUUUUCCAAGCCCUGCACCUUCUUACCACGGAAGUCCAGUCUCAUCUUCAUUCCCUAGUCCAUCUCGCUACGACGGGAACCACUCCUCUUACCUACUCCUACCGUUUUUACACAACAUCGCUUCUUCUAUUCCUGCAAACCUCCCACCUCUUAGGAUAUCCAACAGUGCGCCUGUGACUCCUCCGUUGUCUUCUCCUACUUCUCGUGGUUCUAAGCGGAAACUCACUUCAGAACAAUUAUUACCAAAUGGCGGCGGGUCUUUACACGCUUUGAGGCAUCCGCUUUUCGCUAUCUCAGCUCCAUCUAGUCUACUCGUCGUGCUGGUCACCAAACACCACCUACGAUACCUGAAUGUGAUGAGUCAGAGGAGGAUUCGAUCGAGGAUUCAGGGCGGUGGAUUAAUUUUCAAUCUACGGCUCCUACUUCACCAACGUUUAAUCUUGUUAAGCAAACAUCGAUGGUCAUUGAUAUGAAAAGAUCAGAUUGGGGAAUGAAUGGGAGAGGUGCAGAGUUUGAGUUCGAGAAUGGAACAGUUAAGCCUUGGGAAGGUGAAAUGAUUCAUGAAGUUGGCGUUGAAGAUCUUGAACUCACUCUCGGUGGCACUAAAACCCGAUGCUGAAUAAAAAAUCAACCCAUGAAGAAGUCAGAGCAAAUCUUGUGACCAUAACAGAGCAAAUCUUCAGCAUUGUACAGUACAUUGGAGCCGGAGCUUGCAAGAGCCGAGGAUGGGUCAAAAAGGGUCGAACCUCUUAACAUACCGUUUACAUUCACCGUUUAUACUUAAAUUGUCACUGUGAUGAUGGUGCAUUAAAAUGUUCUUAGAGAUAAAUAAUAUGGGGUUUGUUGAUCACAGGAUAAAAGAUUGGGUUUUGGGAAAGAUAAAUUUGUAGAGAGAACUUAAUAGUGUAUUAAGCUAUUUUUAUCUUUACAGAUAUAGUUAUUAUGAAAACCAUUUUGCUUUCCA